AUGCCACAGGUUCGACUGAGGCCGUUGUAUCCUCACCUUAAACAUGACCUCAGUAGCGAACCUGGCAGGCAACGGGGAGAAAAGUGCUCAAAAUAUUACUCUCAAUACGGUGAAAAGAGACUAACCGGUGGUAUCAUGUGCAUGUGGUGCACUCAUAGCAUCUGCUAUGUAUUUCAUUGCAUUCCUCAAGGAGAAGGUCGAAAUGAUGUUUUUUCAGCAAUUCUAACCCACUGGCCUAAGGCCCCCAAAGUUGUCCCAGACUUUUUUGCAAAUACUCUUUUUGUCGUUGAUGGUUUUCAUGCUAAGGGCCAUACCAAGUGCUCACCUGGUGCUUUUCUGACUACCUACAGUCACACUAACCCCCAGCUCGGACAAAUCAAUUCAAGUGCCGCAGAGUGUGGCAACAGUGCACUCAAACAUAUUCGCAAGUUGGUCAGUUAUAUGUUGCAGGACCAUGCAAUUGUGUAUACAAAGGUUUUCUUCUCAAUUUGGAACUGUCUUGAGAUUUGUAGAACGUCGGGGGUGGAUUAG
Messenger RNA from Serpula lacrymans var. lacrymans S7.9, 531 nucleotides. RefSeq lists its product as uncharacterized. The transcript has 2 exons. The coding region runs from base 1 to 531 and encodes 176 amino acids. NCBI's taxonomy places the organism in Eukaryota, Fungi, Basidiomycota, Agaricomycetes, Boletales, Serpulaceae. The record is from RefSeq and is a predicted model, not a curated record.